AGUGCGUCAGAGGUUAAAAUAUUUUCAGAGUCACGUGGUACCCACUUAACAGCAGCCUCUUGUGUUAUUAAAGAAGAUGGAGGUUUUCUUAAAGUUGUUUUUUGUGUGUUUAUUGUUUGUAUCCUGUGCCUUGGGGGUAGAGAUUAUCGACGUGGUGGAACAGUCAGUCUUUGGACAGGGCAAUGAAUGCUACGGCACCCAUGUUGGUUUCGGUUACUCUGGAAGUGCUGAGUUCCACUAUGAAUCACUAAUAAGGCGGUACAGGGGAUGUAAACAUGUAGAGGGAAAUCUAGAAAUCACGAACCUCCAGUCCUCGGCCAAAAUCUCGUACGACCUCUCGUUCCUAUCCCAGAUCGAGGUUGUGACGGGCUAUGUUCUGCUUGGUCUUUUGGACAUGGAGUCCAUACCACUGACAAAUUUAAAACUGAUUCGCGGCGAUAACAUGUUCAAUAUCAUGGGAGAAGAUUAUGGCCUCGUUGUGGCAUUCACGGAUUCCGCGGGAAAAGAUAAUCAGAAAGGACUGAGAGAGCUACAACUUCCAGCACUUAGGGAAAUCUCUAGAGGCCGCGUGUUGUUUCUGCAGAACCCGCUACUGAACUUUGUGAACACCAUUGCUUGGAAUGUCAUUGUCCCAGGGCUGAAAAACCCAGUCACAUACGGAGAAAGCGCCUACAAUAUGACUAGUCUUGAAGUAUGUGAUCCGGCAUGUGCAAAAGGAGACGAGGCAUAUUGCUGGGGAAAGGGGCCUAAUAUGUGUCAAAUUGUGCACUUUCCAGUCUGUGACGAAUUGUGCCCAGGUCGUUGCUAUGACAGCACAAUAGUGGGAUGUUGCCAUCCAGAAUGUGCCGUGGGUUGCACGGGACCAAGCAACACUCAGUGCUUAAUGUGUAAAUACUUUAAGUCUGGCGACUCCUGUGUGUCCAGUUGUCCUGGGGAAGUCUCCACACGCAAUGGACAGGAUUGUAUUAUGAGGGACACUGACGCAACGUCAUGGAAUGAAGACCUCAACAUCUAACACUACUCACACUAUGUCAUCAUCCUGUGUGUGACUUUUUAAAUUCUCUGUGAAGGACUCAUUACAUGGUUCUAUAAUUUAUGAUAAUUUCCCCAUGUGCCAAAUGUCAUCAGUCCCUCUUGUUUGUACAUUCCCCAUUCAUAUUGUCCGGUAAUAUGUGUGCACUGAUCAAAAAAGGUAAUUGACAUAUUCAUAAUUUUCUUUUCCCAAGGUAAACUGGAUUAAUACUCACAUAGAAAUAAAGAGUGGAAUAAAUUUCGAAAUGUGUCAGGGGGAUUUACACAAAAUAGUUGGUUGUCCACUGACUGUGUCACGUGUUACAUGGUCAUUACAAGACUGUUCAUAUAUGAUUGAUGAUCCAUAUUUAGACACUGCAUAUAACAUUAUUUCGUAUUUUGUAAAGAGCUAAUGUGAAUAACCUGAGUUGGAAAAAACUACAGUAUGUUUCAUAUAAGUACAGUAUAGAAUAAAGUUUUAAGAAAAAUGUCCAUCUCAAGAGUAUGAGAUUCAAAACUAAUCUUCGAAUGUUGAUUCAAUAAAGACACUUAGAGACUUUC
Messenger RNA from Saccostrea cuccullata (small rock oyster), 1572 nucleotides. RefSeq names its product epidermal growth factor receptor-like. Bases 77 to 1015 code for a protein of 312 amino acids. The record is from RefSeq and is a predicted model, not a curated record. Lineage: Eukaryota; Metazoa; Mollusca; Bivalvia; Ostreida; Ostreidae. The transcript is spliced from 6 exons.